Molecule: messenger RNA, 474 nt
Organism: Suillus plorans
Lineage: Eukaryota; Fungi; Basidiomycota; Agaricomycetes; Boletales; Suillaceae
Exons: 1
Source: RefSeq, a predicted model, not a curated record
UCGAGUGACGGAGUAGUAACACAGGCAAACACAUCAAGUCUAGAACACAACUAUGGGUAAUAGAAAGAUUUCACCUGACCUCAAGCUCGCUGCCAUCCGCCUUCACGAGCGGGGAAUUCUCACCACUCGCGAAAUACUUGAUUGUGUUGGUUUUUCGAGACGGACCUUCCUUCGAAUCUGCAAGCUCUAUCGUGAAACGGGUGACGUUGUCAAGCUACGUAGUGAAUACAUCGGCCGGCCGAGGGCUUUGAACCUUGAAGAUGUUGCAUACCUUACGGAGCUCAUUGCGCAUCGUCCCGAUUGGUUUCUCGACGAACUAGCUGGCCUCGUGCAACGAAACCGCUUCAUAUCACUCCACUACACAACAAUUCAUCGUGAACUUUGUCGUGCCGGUAUCUCACUCAAAAAGCUUCGCAAAGUUGCCAAGGAACGUAACGAGGAUGUCCGGGCUGACUUCAUGCGAAGGAUGGCACA